Molecule: messenger RNA, 1642 nt
Organism: Hemiscyllium ocellatum (epaulette shark)
Lineage: Eukaryota; Metazoa; Chordata; Chondrichthyes; Orectolobiformes; Hemiscylliidae
Product: GTPase KRas
Exons: 7
Coding region: 291-971 (226 amino acids)
Biological process (GO): Ras protein signal transduction
Cellular component (GO): plasma membrane
Molecular function (GO): GTP binding; GTPase activity; GDP binding
Source: RefSeq, a predicted model, not a curated record
UGUUGUGUAUCUGUGUGACAUUCUCAGGGCGCUGUGCUACAUUGUAUCCCGCUCGGAGAGGCUGGCUAUCUCUCCGGCCUCCCGCACAAGGGGCGUUCACACACACACAGAGUGCUAUUCCACCCAGCCCCAGAACAGAGCCACCCUCUUCCCUCAGUCAUCGAUCCCAGCCGAGCCUGCAAACCGGGAGAUUUGAGUGGGACCUACUGGCUGUUUGACCGUCUGUGUUGCCUCCCUUGUCUCUGUCUGUGCCACACGCCGAGGAGGAGGUCUGUCUCUGAACAAGAAAGAUGACCGAGUACAAACUAGUGGUGGUCGGAGCUGGUGGCGUAGGCAAAAGCGCUCUGACAAUCCAGCUUAUUCAGAACCAUUUCGUAGAUGAGUAUGAUCCCACGAUAGAAGAUUCUUACAGAAAACAAGUAGUAAUUGAUGGAGAAACGUGUCUUUUAGAUAUUCUCGACACAGCAGGUCAAGAGGAGUACAGUGCAAUGAGAGAUCAGUACAUGAGGACGGGCGAGGGCUUCCUAUGUGUCUUUGCCAUAAAUAACACUAAAUCAUUUGAAGACAUUCAUCAUUAUAGAGAACAGAUAAAACGGGUAAAAGAUUCUGAUGACGUCCCCAUGGUGCUAGUGGGAAAUAAAUGUGAUUUGCCCUCGAGGACAGUGGAGACAAAACCAGCCCAGGAUCUAGCACGCAGUUACGGAAUUCCUUUCAUUGAAACAUCGGCAAAAACGAGACAGAGAGUGGAGGAUGCAUUUUAUACACUGGUACGUGAGAUUCGGCAGUAUAGGUUGAGAAAAAUCAACACUGAAGAGAAGACUGCACGCUGUGUGCCCUUUAAAUGUAUUGUGAUGGGUGUUGACGAUGCUUUCUACACACUAGUCCGUGAAAUUCGAAAACACAAAGAGAAAAUGAGUAAAGGUGAAAAAAAGAAGAAAAACAAAACUAAGAAGAAGUGUUUAAUUAUGUGAAUAGGUUUUAAUGCUUAGCUGGAUAAGUGAUAUCUGAUUAUUUUUUGUAUUUUUUUGUACAUUACAGUAAAUUAUUAGGCUUUCUUUUUAUUGUCCUUUUAUCAAAUUCAGUUUAACAGAACUGACAGCUGUUGGGUCAUGGCCUGAUUUUUUUUUUAAAAAAAUGCUUAAUUUCUUUCCAAUGCCAGUAUUCCGAGUGUCUGUCAUUGUUUUGUUAAAUAGCAUAACUGUCGGUCUGAAAACAAAUCAGUUACUCCUCCAGGACUUUUGCGCAUGUAACUAUGCUUUUCUAAAUAAAUUUUGUCCUUAUUUAUCAUGCUGAAAAUAUAUAAAUGAAAAAGUAUAUAUUUCCUCUUGAGUGCCAAUAGCCUGCUAGGUUCCACCUGUCAUGAAUGGUUUACCUGGGAUAUAUUUUAAUAUCUUUGUAUGGUUGUAAAACUUAAAAGGUGCACAUUUUAUACAUUGUGCUUUAUUUGUCAAUGAUUUCAUUUCUCUGAAUUCUUUUAAUUGUGCUGACUUGAGAAUGUUCAUUAAUGUUCUACAGAACUGACAAGUGGCCAGUGUCAGACUUUGUAAUGUUUAUACUGUAGAAAGUUUGUCUGAUAUUUGUUGUAAUGGCUUUAAUGACAAAAAAAUGUACUUUUUAGUGAUUAAAAAAUAAAGCAAUCCAA